This is a messenger RNA of Pogonomyrmex barbatus (red harvester ant), 1250 nucleotides long. RefSeq names its product FGF signaling regulator protein canopy b (gene CNPYb). The record is from RefSeq and is a predicted model, not a curated record. NCBI's taxonomy places the organism in Eukaryota, Metazoa, Arthropoda, Insecta, Hymenoptera, Formicidae.
GUAUUCCAAUACAAUCUUUCCUAUUUUUUGAAUCAAAGGUACUGCGGGUAGAGAAUUCAUGUUUGGGAAGCUCUAAAAAUUCCCUAUUCCUGAACCAAUCAAUAGAUUCCACAUAUGGCAGAUGAUAAUACUAUUGCAAAUCGCAUAAGCGACUCUCAGGCAUCACGCACACAAGCAUUGCUCGAGUAUUCAAAUUCGUUUUGAUAUUGUGAGCAGUUGUUAAAACUCAGUUCAAUCUUCAAACUUGUCGAAAUGAAAAGAAACAUGCAUUCAACUGAGAUAUGACAUUACAAAUAACAAUUAUCUGAGUUUCUAGGUAAAUGGAAAGCAACGAUUGUUACAGAAUUAUUGUCGGUUGCAUUAUAUGACAUGGUGUAUCUUUAGUGACAUUCCAGUGAUUCCAUAAUCAAUCGAUAGACUUCUUUUAUUUGACAUAUAAGCUACGAUGCUGCCAGUGACUCGUGCUAUUUUAUUAAAUUUAUUGUUGGCGUAUUUUGCUUUCGGUGGUCCCGAAGAGGAACAAGGAGUGAAGUACGCUGAUAAAUGCGAAGUGUGUAAAGUUUUAGCUACAGAACUUGAGGCCAGGUUAGAUGAGACAGGAAAAACACGUGAUGUGUUAGAGAUUGGAUAUUCAGUAGACGAUAUCAUGCCAAAGAAGAAGAAAGAAUAUAGGAAGUCAGAGCUGCGAUUAGUAGAAUCUAUGGAAAAUGUUUGUGAACGCAUAUUAGAAUAUAAUAUACAUAAAGAACGUACGGACAGUACAAGAUUUGCAAAAGGAAUGAGUCAAACAUUCAAAACAUUACAUAAUCUUGUAGAUAGAGGAGUUAACGUAGAUUUAGGUAUUCCCUAUGAGUUGUGGGAUAAGCCUUCUGUAGAGAUAACUACUCUAAAAACACAAUGUGAAGAUUUGCUGGAAAAUCAUGAAGCUGACAUUGAAAAUUGGUAUCAUAAUUAUCAGGGAAAGAUUUCUUUAAUUAAAUAUUUAUGUACUGAACGCGCAUUAAAAGGGCAAAAUGAUUCCUGCCUGUAUGAAAAGAUUGACACUAGCAAAGAUAAUAAGAAACAAGAAAAAAAGAAAUUGUCCAAAGACGAUGUAAAUAAUAAAAAAAAUACGAGGAUUAAUCCUCAAAAUAUGAAGCAAGAAUUAUAAAACUAUUAGGAAUAAACGAAUAAAUUCUCAUACUUUUUAUUAAUUGAUUAAACGAAAUGUGAUCCUAUAUCAUAUAGCAAUAUAUGCAACAAACUUCCAA